AUGGUGUACGUUAGAGCCCCACCUCAAAAGGGAACGUUACAUGAGUAUGCACCUAGAUUAACUGCAUUCGAAUUUGGUAACACCAAUGCCAAAAACGUUGUACUUUUCGUUGGUGGUCUUGGUGAUGGUUUAUUAACUGUGCCAUAUGUAGCCAGACUAGCAGGAGCAAUCCAGGCCGAAACCAAUGGCAAUUGGACUUUGGUUCAAGCCUUGAUUAGUGCUUCGUACUCCGGUUGGGGUACCUCGAGCUUAAGUAAAGAUACAAAAGAAUUGCAGCAAUUGAUUUUGUAUUUGAAAAAUGAUUGCAAAUUUGAAAAAGUUAUCUUGAUGGGCCAUCUGACUGGAUGUCAAGAUACUUUGUACUACAUCAGCAAUGGAAAUACCCCUCAUAUAGAUGGCGGUAUUUUGCAAGCUCCGGUUUCUGAUAGUGAAGCUUUUGCUCUGGGGUUCAGUAGUCCAAAGCUUUUCGACGAGAUGCUUGCAACUGUAAAGAACGAAUACAUUGACAAGGGCAAGGCUGACCAUAUCUUACCAGAGGAAUUCCGUGCAAAAUUCUUUAACUGCCCCAUUAAUGCAUAUAGGUAUUACUCAUUGGCUAGUCAGAGAGGAGAUGACGACUUUUUCAGUACUUAUUUGACUGAAAGCGAUUUUGUUGAAACCUUCGGUAAAGUUGAUACGAACUUAUUGGUAUUGUAUGGCGAAAAGGAUGAAUUUGUUCCAAAGACUGUCAAUAGGCAGAAAUUGGUGGAUCUGUGGAAAGAUUCAACUAAUCCAAAGUACUGGAGUCCAUUGAGUAAAGUAUUGAAAGGUGCAACUCAUAACGUUGGCCCAGGUUCAGAUGAAGGUGCAGAAGACGAUUUGAUAGAGACUGUUCUUGAGUUUAUAGACACCAUUAACUAA
Molecule: messenger RNA, 900 nt
Organism: Dujonia railenensis
Lineage: Eukaryota; Fungi; Ascomycota; Pichiomycetes; Serinales; Debaryomycetaceae
Source: the annotation of a GenBank genome assembly